CCUUAUAAAAAUGUAUUUGAUGUACACUUUGAACGAAAAUGGUGAACGUGUUUACACCUUGAAGAAACGUACUGAAGAUGGACGCCCCACAAUCUCUGCCCAUCCAGCACAUUUCUCACCCGAGGACAAAUACUCCAGACAACGUUUAACCAUUAAGAAACGUUUUGGUUUGCUGUUAACACAAAAACCAGAACCUGUCUAUUAAGUUUCCAAAAAUUU
This is a messenger RNA of Musca vetustissima, 219 nucleotides long. It is a transcript of the gene Nop10, whose product is annotated as H/ACA ribonucleoprotein complex subunit 3. The transcript has 2 exons. NCBI's taxonomy places the organism in Eukaryota, Metazoa, Arthropoda, Insecta, Diptera, Muscidae. Gene Ontology annotation, biological process: ribosome biogenesis; positive regulation of telomerase RNA localization to Cajal body; rRNA pseudouridine synthesis. Gene Ontology annotation, molecular function: box H/ACA snoRNA binding; telomerase RNA binding. Bases 11 to 205 code for a protein of 64 amino acids. The record is from RefSeq and is a predicted model, not a curated record. Gene Ontology annotation, cellular component: box H/ACA snoRNP complex; box H/ACA telomerase RNP complex.